This is a messenger RNA of Clupea harengus (Atlantic herring), 1534 nucleotides long. It is a transcript of the gene sephs3, whose product is annotated as selenophosphate synthetase 3. Gene Ontology annotation, molecular function: ATP binding; selenide, water dikinase activity. The record is from RefSeq and is a predicted model, not a curated record. Gene Ontology annotation, biological process: L-selenocysteine biosynthetic process. Gene Ontology annotation, cellular component: cytoplasm. Lineage: Eukaryota; Metazoa; Chordata; Actinopteri; Clupeiformes; Clupeidae.
ACCAAAUCAUUAGCCAGCUAGCUAUAAAGCAAUUGUCUCAUUCUUGUCAAUUGCGCGUUCCACGUAGUCAUAGGAUUUCACUGUACUCUUGCGAAGCAUAAGGAAAACUUGAAUGACUCCGCUUUAAUAAUCACAAAAUGUCUGGCUCUGCACCUCCAACCCCGCCGGACGACGGUUCCGACACGUGCGGGUUGGCUGCUUUUCUCCCUGCCGGCUAUCAAGCCUUCAAACCGGAGGACCAUGGCCUAGACCGCAGCUUUCGGCUCACGGCCUUCUCCGAUCUGAAAGGAUGAGGCUGCAAAGUCCCCCAGGAGGCUCUGCUCAAACUCCUGGAGGGACUCGAGCCCGAUCGUCCGGGUGUAGGGACGGGAGAGGAGGGCGGCCCGGCGGCAGGUGCCGGAGAUGAGGCGUCUGAAUUCGGUCAGCUUUCACAGACUGCUCACGGACCCCGAUUAGGUAUUGGCUUGGACUCCUGUGUCAUUCCCCUGAGACACGGGGGUCUGUCCCUGGUCCAGACCACCGACUUCUUUUACCCGCUGGUGGACGACCCGUACAUGAUGGGUCGCAUAGCGUGUGCUAACGUGCUGAGUGAUCUCUACGCCAUGGGGAUCACAGAGUGUGACAACAUGCUGAUGCUGCUCAGUAUUAGUCAGAAGAUGAAUGAAAAGGAGCGGGAGCAGGUGAUGCCCGUGAUGAUCAAGGGCUUCCGUGACGCCGCGGAGGAGGGCGGGACUUCCGUGACUGGCGGCCAGACGGUCAUCAACCCCUGGAUCAUCAUUGGGGGCGUGGCCACAGUGGUGUGCCAGCCCAAUGACUUCAUCAUGCCCGACAGCGCGGUUCCAGGGGAUGUACUGGUUCUCACCAAACCUCUGGGCACACAAGUGGCCGUCAAUGCCCAUCAAUGGCUUGAACUGCCUGACAAAUGGAACAAGAUCAAGCUGGUCAUAUCUAAGGAAGAGGUCGAACAGGCCUACCAGGAAGCCAUGCACAACAUGGCCACCCUCAACCGCACAGCCGCAGCCCUGAUGCACAAGUUCAACGCGCACGCCGCCACUGACAUCACGGGCUUCGGCAUCCUGGGCCACGCCCGCAACCUGGCGCAGCAGCAGCGCAGCGAGGUGGCCUUCGUCAUCCACAACCUGCCCAUCCUCGCCAAGAUGGCCGCCGUCAGUAAGGCCUGUGGCAACCUCUUCGGCCUCCUGCAGGGCACCUCCUCAGAAACAUCAGGAGGCUUGCUGAUCUGUCUGCCCCGGGAGCAGGCGGCUCGUUUCUGUGCGGAGAUGAAGGCGAGUCGGUCGGGCGCCGUGGGCGUGCCAGGUCCCGAGGGGGGCGGCGAGGGCCAGCAGGCCUGGAUCAUCGGCAUCGUGGAGAAGGGCAACCGCUGCGCCCGCAUCAUCGACAAGCCGCGCAUCAUCGAGGUCCCGCCCCGCGGCUCCGUCACCGAGGGCAACAACAACAACAACAGCACCAGCCCGCCCCCUGUGCAAAGCCCGCCGGUGUCCUAGGGGGGGGGGGCGCAGGUGUGCGUGACCCC